This is a messenger RNA of Dracunculus medinensis (Guinea worm), 2123 nucleotides long. Lineage: Eukaryota; Metazoa; Nematoda; Chromadorea; Rhabditida; Dracunculidae. The record is from the annotation of a GenBank genome assembly.
AUAUGAGUAGGGCACAGUUUGAAUAUGAUGAAGUGGGUAAUACAUUUUAUUAUGUUAUCGUCUCAUUUUAUGCUCUUAUUUUAUUACCUUUAACGUAUUUUUUCUGGCCAUCUUCUAAAAAAGUCGGAUCAGAAAGUAAAGAGCGUUGUGGAUGUGAUGGUUGUGUUGAAAAAUUUCAAAUAGUAGAAUCAACAAGACCAUGGCGUCGAACAAAGAAGGCAGCAUCUUUUAUACUUCUAGUUAUUGCUUGGAUAGUUUUUUUUUAUAUUGUAUAUAAAGUAUCACAAAUUGAGCAAGAUUAUGCUGAAUAUGAUCCUUAUGCUAUACUUGGUAUUGAUCAGGGUGCAGAAAUUUCAAUUGUCAAGAAAAGGUAUCGUGAGUUAAGUAAAACUUUACAUCCUGAUAAAGGUGGAGAUCCGGUUCAGUUUGAUCGUGUUGCGAAAGCUUACCAAGCUUUGACUGAUGAAGAAAGUCGUGAAAAUUGGGAGAAAUAUGGAAAUCCCGACGGUCCAACUGCAACUACGUUCGGUAUUGCUUUACCCAAAUGGAUCGUUAGCAAAGAAUAUGGAGUAUGGGUAUUAGCGUUCUAUGGAUUUGUUUUAAUGAUUCUUCUGCCAUCGGCUGUAGGCCUUUGGUGGUAUAAUUCAAUUAAAUAUAGUGUUGAUCAGGUUUUAAUGGACACCACUCAAAUGUAUUAUUAUUUUUUUUACAAAACUCCGAAAAUGGAAAUAAAUCGAAUAUUGAUGGUUCUUGGUGGAUCGUUUGAAUUUUGGAAAACUUACAAUAAAGAUAUAAUUGAACGAGAGAGUGAUGAUAUAGAAUUGCCUCCUUUGAUAAAACAUUUCAAAAAUUUGGGUGAAAACAAAAAAGAGCAGCCAUUAUCGAAGCCAUAUUCAAUAAAAGCUCGAUUAUUUAUUCAUGCGCAUUUAUCACGUUUUGAUUUGCCUUCGCAGGCUAUGAAAGCUGAUAGCAAUUAUAUAAUCUCAAAAUGUAUAAUGUUAAUCAAUGAAAUGCUUUCAAUCAGUCAACAUCUAUAUUUCUAUGGGAAUCCAACGCGUUGUCCAUCUUUGGAUACGAUUGAAAACUUAAUGAAGUUGUUGCCGAUGAUUAAUCGAUUGAAAACGUGCGCUGAUUUGGCUAAUCUCAGCGAAUCAAAACGUAGACUUAUUUUACAGUCAUUAACUGAUGCGGAAUACAGGGAUGUAAUUUUCGUUUUGCAAUCGAUGCCAAAAUUGACCAUCGAACCUCAUUUUGAAGUGCAAGGAGAAGAUGAUGCUCAUGAGGUAACCGUCGGCUCUUUCGUUACACUUAAGGUUAAGUUAAAACGAACGCAUCUUCUUGAUCCAAACAGACGAUUAGAAGAAAUUCAAGAGCUUCCAGAUUUUCCAGAAUUAGAUGAUGAGGAAGAAAAUAAUGAGGAAAAAGAGAAUAUACCUAAGAGGAAAGUCUGGGAAAAACCGAAGAAAAAGCCUACGAAAGCGAAAGUUUCAAAAAAUCGUCCAUCUCAAAAAGCUAAAUUCAAGAAGUUUAUUCAAAAGAAUGAUGAAAAUGAAUCAAAAAAAGAAGAAGAAUUAAGGAAAAUUAAGAAAGAUGAUGAAGAAAUUGACGAAUCUAAUAAAGAGGAUGCAACAGAUACAGAAGACGAUGAUCGAGAUUUCGAUAGAAAAAGUAUAGCCAGUGAUAGAGAUUCGAAUGAUUCCGAUGGAGACGAUUGGGCUAACGAAAAUUUUGUCAAAAAGGAAUCAAUUUUGGAAAGCAAAAGUAAAAAAACUCAUCCGGUGCAUUGCCCAUUUUAUCCAAGUGAAAAAUUCGAAUGGUGGUGGCUCUUUUUGAUUGAUAAAAAGGUUCGCAAACUGGUAGUUCCAGCAGUACAUUGUACAACACUCGUUGAUGAACAAUCGAUUGAAAUAAAAUUUGGUGCACCACAGCAGAAAGGAAUAUAUUUUUAUACUCUAUUGGUGAAAUCCGAUUCUUAUGUGGAUUGCGACUAUUCUGUUGAUUUGAAGUUAGAAGUACAAAAAGCGCGAGAAGUGCCGUUAAUCAAAUACGAAGAUUCUGAAGAAGAAAAAGCUGAACAAACAUCGGAAGAAUAUACUGAAGCUUCUGAAUCGGAACAUGAUUAA